Messenger RNA from Rotaria sp. Silwood2, 2883 nucleotides. The record is from the annotation of a GenBank genome assembly. Lineage: Eukaryota; Metazoa; Rotifera; Eurotatoria; Philodinida; Philodinidae.
AUGUAUGCCAAUCUUGUUACUGGUGAAUGCGUUUGGGAAGCACCACCUGGCGCAAAAAUUAAAUUAACAGACGAUAAUCAGUGGUGGGAAUUAUUCGAUGCAACUACUAGACGUAAUUAUUAUUAUAAUGCAAGAACUCAAAGAACUAUUUGGCAACAACCAUCAGGUGUUGAUAUAAUUCCUUUGGCUAAACUGCAGAUGAUCAAAGAAAAUACAGAACCUAAAGAUGAACAAACAACUAUAAUUCCAUCAACAUCUUCAAUCAAUCAUACGGUUCAACAAUUAACUACAAUAAAUAAUACACAAUCUAUAAUUAAUAAUAAAUGGAAACAAAUAUCUUUACAAGGUCUUGAUAUAACACCACAGGAAACUAAAUUAAAAAUUUUCAAUCCAUCAUUUCAUUCAACAACACAACAAUCUAUUCAAAAUAAAGCAACUGUUCUUCAUCCAAAUUCAAUGCUUUCUUCAUUAACAACUAAUGAUUUAACAUUUUCAAUGAAUUUAAAUAAUAAAAAUAAGGACAAAUCAACAUAUGAUAAUAUACCUAAUGCAAUUUAUUAUUCAUUCAAUAAAAAAUCUAAUCAACAUUUUAACAGUAAUCCAUAUGAUAAUUAUCCAAGUAUUUCUAAUCAAUAUCCAAAUCCUUUAGAACAAUCAUUACAUACAAAACAUUCUCAAAAUAUUCAUUUAAAAUCUCCAUUAACAUUUCAAAUGACAACAAAUGAAAAUAAUUAUUAUCAUACAAAUACAUCAAAAGAUGAAUGUUCACAAAUUCAUCAACAAUUACCGAACAUAUUUAGUCAUAUUAGUACUCCAUCAUUAGAAUUAUAUCAUAAUAAUCAAAUAAACUCAAUGAAUUUAAUUCAAUCACCAAUUGAAUGUCAUAAUAUUAAAAAAAAACAACCACGUACUAAUCCAAACUAUGUUAAUAUACAAAUAAAAACAAAUGAUGGUUCAUUACGUAGUACAUAUAUUCGUAUAAAUGAUAUACAAAAUUGUCAAAUACCAUCAUCAAUCUCAUCCUCAUCCUCAUCCUCAUCCUCAUCAUCGUCACCAUCGAAUAGUUCAUCAGAACAAGAUUCAAUGCUAUGUAAUUCGCAAUCCUAUUUCAAUGAACCAAAUGGAUAUUUUCCAAGUGAUGGAACAAUUAGUACUGAUAAAGUAAAUAAUGAACAAAGAACAGAAAUAAUCAUGAAUCAAAAUUCAUCAUCAUCAUCAUCAUCACCAUCAAUGAACAGUAAUGAGAAUCAAAUAAAUGAUAUUUAUACAUUAACUAAGAAAACAAGUCUUAUGAUGGAACAAUUUAUAACAUGUACUGAUGAUUUUGUUUUUCAUUCGACAAUAGAUCCUAUUAGUCUCAAUUUUCAACAAAUUAAAGUGAUUAAUAAUGUUAAUGAUGAAACUAAUAAUAAUAAUGUUGUUAUCAAAUGUGGUACUAAUUCAAAUACAUCAACACUUUCAUCACCUAUUUUACCUAUUUAUUAUGAUAGUUAUUCGAAUUCACCUUCAAUAACAUCUCAUUCAAUGAAUCAAUCACAUGACACAGGUAGUAUUGAUUCAUCAUCAAGUUUAAUACAAUCUAGAUCGCUUCAUUUGAAUGGUUUAUGUAAUAAUAAAAAAAAUAUUCAAGUAUCUGUUGACAAACAGCGGAUUCCAUCAGUAACAUCAACACAAUCUUCAACAACAACAAUGAAUGAAAUAGAAACUACUAUAUUAUUUAAUGAUAUGUUAAAUUUAAAUACACAUAAACGAGGUUUAUUUAGUAAACGUUUAACACAAGAUAAUUUAUUAUCAUGGACAAAAGAAAAUAUAAAAAAGCCAUUAUUACGUACAUUAGAUAAAAUACUUCGAAAAGAAGCACCAAAUAUAUUUAAACUUAUACAAACAUAUAUGGGAGAUAGAAAAUCAAAACAAAUUGCAUCAUUAAAUACAUGUUUAGAAUUAACAACAAAAGGUUGGAGUUUACCAUCAAUACGUGAUGAACUUUAUUUGCAAUUAAUUAAACAAACAACUUAUAAUUAUAAUGCAGAAAGUUUACAACGCGGUUGGGAACUAAUGGCAAUUUGUCUUUCAUUUUUUCCGCCAUCAAAUAAAUUUCAAAUGAUACUUGAAAAUUAUAUAUCAAUACAAACAAAUGGAAAUGCUGAUACAUUUGAAGUACCUAUAUCAGUUUAUGCUAAAGUUUGUCGAAAACGUCUAGACAAAAUUCUUCAAACUGGUCCAAAACGAGGUUUAAAAAAACCAACUUUUGAAGAAAUUGAGCUUUCGAAGCAUACAAUUCAUUUUCCUUCCAUGUUCGGUAGUACUCUUGAAGAAGUAAUGGCCAUGCAACGAACACGAUAUCCUGAAAGACGUUUACCAUGGAUUCAAACAACCUUAUCUGAAGAAGUAUUAAAAUUAAAUGGUACAAACACUGAAGGGAUAUUUCGAGUACCGGGUGAUUUAGAUAGUGUUAAUGUAUUAAAAGUAAAAUGUGAUCAAUGGCAACUUCCAUCACUUGAAGAUGCUCAUUUACCAGCAUCAUUAUUAAAACUUUGGUAUCGUGAAUUAGCUGAACCAUUAAUUCCAACAAUGUUCUAUGAAAAAUGUAUAUCGAACUGUGAUAAAGCAGAAACAUGUAUACGUCUUGUUAAUUCAUUACCGGAUAUAAAUCGAAUUGUUCUAACAUAUCUUAUUCGUUUUCUUCAAAUAUUUUCUACACCGGAAAAUGUUCUUUAUACAAAAAUGGAUGUGAAUAAUUUAUCAAUGGUAUUCGCACCAAAUAUCCUUCGGUGCAAUUCCGAGGAUGCAAAAGUUAUAUUUGAAAAUGCAAGAAAAGAAAUGUUAUUUAUUAAAAUUCUUAUACUUCACUUGGAUACUGAUUCAAUGGAAGGUGUUAUCUAA